AUGACCACUAACGGCUCUGCCAACGGGACCAGCGACAUGCUGCAGAUCCAGUUUGGUCUCAUCAACUGUGGGAACAAGUAUCUGACCGCAGAGACCUUUGGCUUCAAGAUCAACGCAUCAGCGUCCAGCCUGAAGAAGAAGCAAAUCUGGACUCUGGAGCAGAGCGGGGAUGAGUCCAAUGGAAACGUCUUCUGCCUCAAGUCCCAUCUGGGCCGGUACAUCGCCGCGGAUAAAGACGGUAACGUGACAGGGGACAGCGAAAGCCCGGGCCCAGACUGCCGCUUCAUCAUCACUGCGCACGAUGACGGCCGCUGGUCGCUGCAGUCUGAGCAGUUCGGCCGGUACCUGGGCGGAACCGAGGACCGCAUCAUCUGCUUCGCCCAGACCGUGUCUGUGGCUGAGAAAUGGAGCGUGCACAUCGCCAUGCACCCACAAGUCAACAUCUUCAGCAUGACACGUAAACGCUAUGCGCACCUGAGCUCCAAGGUGGAUGAGAUCGCCAUCGACAGAGAUGUGCCAUGGGGCGUGGAUUCCAUGAUCACACUGGUGUUUCGAGAUCAGCGGUACCACCUGCAAACCUCCGACAACCGCUUCUUGCGCAACGAUGGCGCACUGGUGGCCACGGCUGACAAGACCACGGGCUACACGUUGGAGUUUCGCUCCGGCAAAGUGGCUUUCAGAGACUGUAGCGGCCUGUACCUGGCUCCCUCUGGGCCCUCCGGUACCAUGAAGUCCGGCAAGAGCGGCCGUGUUGGCAAGGACGAGCUGUUUGUCCUGGAGCAGAGCCACCCUCAAGUGGUCCUCACUGCGGCCAACGAGAGGAACGUCUCUACCCGGCAAGGUAUGGACCUCUCGGCCAAUCAGGACGAAGAGGGUGACCAGGAGGUGUUCCAAGUGGAGAUCUGUCGCGAUAACCGCAAGUGCGCGUUCCGGACCGCUGCGGGCAAAUACUGGACCCUCAUGGCCAACGGGGGACUGCAGUGCACCGCCUCCACCAAGUCGGCCAAUUGCUACUUUGACAUUGAGUGGCGUGAGAAGAGACUGACUCUGCGUGCAGCCAACGGGAAAUAUGUCGCUGCCAAGAAGAACGGACAGCUCGCAGCCACCAUCGAUGCUGCAGGUCCCAGUGAAGAGUUCAUCAUGAAGCUGAUCAACCGUCCAAUCAUUGUGCUGCGCGGAGAACACGGUUUCAUCGGCUGCAGGAAAGUGACCGGAACGUUGGACUCGAACCGCUCGUCCUACGACUACUUCACCCUGGAGUUCAGAGAUGGAGCCUACAGCCUGCAAGACUCCACAGGUAAAUACUGGAUGGUGGGCAAUGAACAGUCGGUGGUGAGCAGCAGUGACACGCCCGUCGACUUCCUGUUUGAGUUUUGCGACUACAACAAGCUGGCCAUCCGUCACGUCGGCGACAACAAGUACCUGCGCGGCGACCACGCUGGUGUGCUCAAGGCCAACGCCGACGACCUGGAGACGGCCACCUUCUGGGAGUACUGA
Messenger RNA from Knipowitschia caucasica, 1497 nucleotides. The record is from the annotation of a GenBank genome assembly. Lineage: Eukaryota; Metazoa; Chordata; Actinopteri; Gobiiformes; Gobiidae.